AUGGUGUCUGGAUGGGGUGCAGAGCUAGGCGAUGUCAGUCUGCUGCGCAGGAUGCCCAACGUGGAGGUGCUGGCACUCAGUAUAAACAAGAUCCGCACGCUGGGAGACUUCGCGGGCUGCCGGCGACUGCGCGAGCUAUACGUCCGCAAGAACGAGAUCAGCGACCUGCACGAGAUCCGCCACCUCCGCCACCUGCCCGAGCUGACCAGUCUGUGGCUGGACGAGAACCCGUGCACCACACACCCACACUACCGUAUGACGGUGCUCAGGAACCUGCCCAACUUGGAGAAACUGGACAAUGUGCCCGUACAGCCUGAUGAGGUGCAGGAGGCGAUGCGGCGCGGUCUACACAUCCCCGACUCUGACGACGAGGGAUACCCGCAGCAGCAAGAGAGCUACGGCCAGUACCGGCGGCAGCGCUCGUGUGAGUCCAGCCCGGAACGAGAACCUGAGACUUACUCCGCGCGACCACCGCCCAGGCAUGAGGGCAGCGACAGCUCGGAGGCGGGCGCCGAGCCGGGGGAGCCCGCCAGGGACGCGCAGUGGACGGGGUCCCCGACGCGGCACGAGGACGAGCGGUACGAGCACCCCGCCAUGACGCGCUCGCACUACGACGCGCGGUCCCCGGACGCGAGCUCGCUGCGGCACUCGCUCUCCAUGCACAGCGUCAAGGAGUACGGGUAUGGAUCUAACGGCGAGUGUCGGUACCCGGCGGCCAGUGGCGUCACGUCGCCGCCCUACCACGACAACUACUGCGACCGGAGCGACAGGUCGGAGUCGUGCGGCCAGAUGUCGCAGCGCGGCAGCGGCGAGGCGUGGGACGAGCGGGCGCGCGCGCCCGACAGGGACAGGGACAUCCCGCGGGACAAGGACAGCGCGUGCCACUACUCCGCCGUCAUGCAGGAACAUCGCGGCUUCACGCGGAGACCCGUCGCGCGGAACUCGAACCUGCUGUCUGCGGUGCUGUGCCUGGUGAAGGAGCUCGACUACCCGAGCCUCGAGGUCGCGGAGAUGGCCGUCAGAUGUCGUAUGGACGAGCUGGCCAACGCGCAGUGACGUCGCGCGGCGCCCCCCGCGCCCCCGCCCCCGCCGCCCGC
Molecule: messenger RNA, 1097 nt
Organism: Spodoptera litura
Lineage: Eukaryota; Metazoa; Arthropoda; Insecta; Lepidoptera; Noctuidae
Biological process (GO): cytoskeleton organization
Molecular function (GO): protein binding
Source: RefSeq, a predicted model, not a curated record